Messenger RNA from Paramisgurnus dabryanus, 3443 nucleotides. It is a transcript of the gene aifm1, whose product is annotated as apoptosis inducing factor mitochondrion associated 1. Lineage: Eukaryota; Metazoa; Chordata; Actinopteri; Cypriniformes; Cobitidae. Gene Ontology annotation, cellular component: cytoplasm; mitochondrion. Gene Ontology annotation, molecular function: NAD(P)H oxidase H2O2-forming activity; FAD binding; protein dimerization activity. Gene Ontology annotation, biological process: mitochondrial respiratory chain complex assembly; apoptotic process. The record is from RefSeq and is a predicted model, not a curated record.
AGGGCGGUCCGUCAGCUGAGACCGGAAUCGCUAGCAGGAGCUGAAUGACCUGAGAAGGUCUCCGGCCUUGUGCGAGUGCUGUACGGUGAGCGUGGCGGUAAACUUUCAGAAGCUGUCGUUAUCGCGGAACACAGCGAUGUUUAAGUGCAAGACAGUGUGGAAUAAACUGGCUCCGCUGGCCCGGGCCUCCUCCACGUUGUGUCUGCAAAAUACAAGGAAAUCAGUGCUGAAACAUGGGAGAAGACUGGAGAUCAUGCAGAAGGCCCAGAUGUCAUCGGGGGCCACAGGAGGGGGCGGAGAGAACACCCUUUAUUUUGUUCUGGUUGGAGCAACAUUUCUGGGAGCAGGUGUUUAUACCUACCGCACUGUCUCGAGAGACAAGGAAAGGUAUAAUGAGCGAAUGAUGCAAAUUGCCAGAACAAAACAAGGGCUAGAGGCAGCUAAGGCUGCAGCUGUAGUUGUGGCAAAACCAAAAGAAGACCCCAUUGCCGAAGCGUCCGCCGUGGAACCCGCUCCUGCGGAAGAACCUAUUGUAACAGAACCCAUUGUGGAGUCCUCCAUAACCGUACCCGUUACUGAGCCCGUGCCAGAACCUGCCGUGGAACAAGCCGUAUCUGAAGCUCCAGAAGUGAUAAAGAGUGAAGAACCCAUAGCUCCUUUAGUUGAGAGUGCAGAGCCCACAUCUGUAACCAUCGCUGAACAUGUCCCAGAGAUUACACCCGUUUCCGAGAGUGCUGCGACUCCUGAACCCGCUUCUGCUGCUGUGCCCCUUGAACCCACCGCUGCUCAUCCAGAUGUCCCUGAACACGCCUCCUAUCUGCUGAUAGGUGGAGGCACGGCUUCAUUCGCUGCAGCUAGAUCCAUUCGGGCACGUGACCCUGGUGCCAGGGUGUUGAUCAUUACUGAAGAAUCUGACCUGCCCUACAUGAGACCCCCUCUCUCUAAAGAACUGUGGUUCUCCGAUGACCCCAAAGUCACAGAAACGCUGCACUUCAAACAGUGGAACGGCAAAGAGAGGAGUAUCUACUUCCAGCCUCCCACAUUCUACGUCGAUCCCAUAGAUCUUGCUAAGGUGGAGAAUGGGGGUGUGGCUGUUCUCACUGGUCGUAAGGUGGUUCACAUGGACGUAAGGGAAAAUAAAGUCAAACUAAGUGAUGGUGCUGAGAUUUCUUAUGAUAAGUGCCUCAUUGCCACAGGUGGGGUGCCUAGAAACCUGCAAGUGGUUGAAAGGGCAGGAGAGGAGGUGAAGAAGAGGACAACCCUCUUUAGGAAAAUUGAGGAUUUUAGAUCUCUAGAGAAGAUCUCCCGAGAGGUGAAAUCCAUUACAAUCAUUGGUGGAGGAUUUCUGGGGAGCGAGCUGGCAUGUGCCAUCGGUCGCAGAUCCACUGAUAUUGGUUUAGAGGUGAUCCAGAUGUAUCCAGAGAAGGGGAACAUGGGAAAAGUUCUUCCUGAAUACUUGAGUAACUGGACCACUGAGAAAGUCAGAAAAGAGGGAGUGAAUGUAAUGACCGAAGCGGUGGUGAAAAAUGUGACCUACAAAGAUGGCAAACUUGAGAUUAAACUGAAGGAUGGACGACAUGUGACAACAGACCACAUUGUGGCAGCAGUUGGUUUGGAGCCCAGCGUGGAGCUCGCCAAAUCAGCCGGUCUGGAGGUGGACUCGGAUUUCGGAGGGUACCGGGUGAAUGCUGAGCUCCAGGCCCGCUCCAAUAUCUGGGUGGCGGGAGAUGCUGCUUGUUUCUAUGACAUCAAAUUGGGCCGACGGCGUGUGGAGCAUCAUGAUCAUGCUGUGGUCAGUGGCCGAUUGGCUGGAGAGAACAUGACAGGAGCCAACAAACCAUACUGGCAUCAGUCCAUGUUCUGGAGUGAUUUGGGGCCAGAUGUGGGGUAUGAAGCCAUCGGUAUAGUGGACAGCAGUCUGCCAACCGUAGGAGUGUUUGCUAAAGCCACAGCCAAGGACACACCAAAAGCUGCCACAGAACAAUCAGGUACUGGAAUCCGCUCAGAGAGCGAGACUGAGGAAGUCGCAUUAACAGUGAAAGCCGGAGCUCCUGCCCCUCCUAACCAGCAGAAAGAAGAUUAUGGAAAAGGGGUGAUUUUCUACCUGAGGGACAAAGUGGUGGUUGGUGUCGUCCUGUGGAAUGUCUUCAACAGAAUGCCCAUCGCAAGGAAGAUAAUCAAAGAUGGAGAAGAGCAUGCAGAUCUGAAUGAGGUGGCCAAGCUUUUUAACAUCCAUGAAGACUGAGCCGUCUCAGUUUCUCUUAUUUUCUCUGUCCACUCUGUCAAGGGAACUCGGCUUACAUCUAUGUGGAGUGAACUUGUUAAAAGACACACGCACACAAAUCAAAAACAAACAAACGCAGGCUUAACACCGGCCUGUCAGCGGCUAUAAUGGCCUUGAACUCUGAGACUGUGACAAACAGUGCAGCUUCCAAGCCGCAAGGUGGUGCUGUGGUUUCAUUGUGCUCGUGGAUUGAUUAAAUUUGUAUCGACUUUCUUCUACUGAACAAAAUCUACACUCUUUGUAUUUAAAGUUUGCGUUCUGUAUGUUUGUUGUUGUGGUCCGUAAAUCUCAACUCCUGAAUGCAGCCUGUCAGAAAAUCAGAUUGGGAGAUCAACUUUCAAAAUAGUUUAAUAAAUAUGCGUUACAAACAAACAAAACUAUUGACAAAUUUGUCUGACAGCUGGUAACGUAGUGUUUUAUGCUAUCUGCAAGAUCAAAGCAGCUGGUUCAGAUUGAAAAGCAUAAAUGAAGAUUUAUUUAGCCAUGUCUGAAUUUGAUUUUCAACCCUUUUAACCAUUCAAAAAAGCUAGAGUUAGCUUGAUUUCGAUGUCCACCGUACCUAGGAUUGUCAGAGGAAAUUUCCAGAAUAUUCCUCCUCCUUAUUUGCCCGAUGUGGAUGUAACCCUGAGGCUUUGACAUAUGUAAAAAGGCAUCUCAAUAUGUUAAGACUCAUUACACCUGUGACUGCCAGCAAACAUCUUUCGUCAUGACAGACGCGACCUAUUUCCUUACGCACCGGCGCUCUGAUUCACAGGUCAGAGUCAUAGAAACUUACUCACCGUGACGUCUUUGCACAUUUUUGCUCUUCUUGAAGUUUUUCACCAUGUACAUAAUACAACUUGACCACUCGUCACAAGAGCAAAAUGUGUGCGUGGAUCAGAUUUUAAAGCAAGGCUAGCCCUUUCAUCACUUUUUGCUUAUUUUUCCAGGGUAAUUUGUAAUGUUGAUGUAUUUCGAUAGAUCACAAUGACUGGCGUCUGUAGAUUCAUUCAGUUUUGGGCUCCAAAAAUAUGAGCAGUUUUUGUUUCUGGUAUAAUAAAUAUCCUCAGGACUGUAAUCUUCCCUAAAAGCAUAAUGAAUAGGGUUGAUGUUAGUGACCCCUCCCUCAGGGAUCUCCUAUUCUCACUUGAGACUGCCUGAAUAAAUGUGCUGAAAUAUG